Messenger RNA from Trichoderma gamsii, 618 nucleotides. RefSeq lists its product as hypothetical. The record is from RefSeq and is a predicted model, not a curated record. Bases 1 to 618 code for a protein of 205 amino acids. The transcript has a single exon. Gene Ontology annotation, biological process: cellular response to oxidative stress. Lineage: Eukaryota; Fungi; Ascomycota; Sordariomycetes; Hypocreales; Hypocreaceae.
AUGGCCGCCAAGCUCUCCGCCGAUCUCCUCUUCCAGAUGGCUAAGGUCCGCCGCUCCAUCUACACCCUCAACAAGGACCUCCCCAUCUCGACCUCGCGCAUCCACGAGAUCGUCAAGGACGCCACCCUGCACACCCCGUCGUCCUUCAACUCCCAGACCAACCGCGCCGUCGUCCUCUUUGGCGGCGAGCACGAGAAGCUGUGGGACUUCACCUCGGAGACGCUCAAGGGCAUCGUCCCCGCCGAGAACUUCAAGGCCACCGCCGACAAGCUCGCGCUCUUCAAGGGCGCUGCCGGCACGGUGCUCUUCUUCGAGGACACCUCCGCCACAAAGGCUCUGCAGGACAAGUUUGCUCUGUACGCCGACCGCUUCCCUACCUGGGCUGUUCACUCGCUGGGCAUGGAGCAGCUGCUCGUCUGGACUGCUCUGGAGCUCGAGGGCCUGGGCGCCAAUCUGCAGCACUACAACCCUCUGAUUGACGACAAGGUUGCUGCCGCCUGGAAGAUCCCCGCCACUUGGAGACUGGAUGCUCAGCUUGUCUUUGGUGGCAAGACUGGCGAGGCUGGUCCCAAGGAGUUCCAGAACAUUGACGAGCGCGUCAAGGUCUAUGGUGCUUAA